Molecule: messenger RNA, 2515 nt
Organism: Chilo suppressalis (striped riceborer)
Lineage: Eukaryota; Metazoa; Arthropoda; Insecta; Lepidoptera; Crambidae
Source: the annotation of a GenBank genome assembly
CUGUGAUCUGGACCGAACUCGCCGGCAAAAUCAAAGUAAAGCAAUUUUAUCAAAUUCGUAAGUUGUGGAUUACGAUUCGGCAAAAUGGAAUCUAUUUACAAAUUAUCAUUUUACAAAAAAAAGAAUAACUGGAAAUUCUCUAAAGCAGAGUUUCAAUGUAAUGAGCCAGAUCCUAAGCCCGUGGAUAUUGUUCACCAUAAUCUGCAGAAUCUUGAAUGUGUGUCUAUGGAUAUAAAUUUAGCAGAGCCUCAAUUGGGUCCACCACCGGAUGAAAACCCAAUUCGAUGGACAAAUUCAGAAGAAAAGAUCCAGGACGUUUCCAUACAAAAAUUGCAGGAACUAACUGCACUCAAUAGUGUAUUCGUGGAAGCAGAUUUAGGUGAAGUUGACUUGAUGCAUAAUCCAGACGAUGUACUUGAUGUGGCGGAGCAAUGGUUGCGGAGUCAAAGCACAACUAUUUCUGACCUUGUAUCUUUCGAGAACUUCAUACGAGGAGCAUCUGAGGCACCGCAUUCAUCGGAAUUGGAUCUGCUUUCGCUUAGCGAGGACGAAGCUGUGAGACGUAUCGCUAUUUUGUCGUCACAACAGUUGCUAUCCGAGGUCACGCGACACACUAACGCACUACGCCUAUUGUUGAAUGAAGUACGAACGCGGCAACAGAUGCGUCUCUGCAGCCAAUCGAUGGAAUACCCUCAGGUUGAAUCAAUGUCUGAACCUGCAGCUUCGGCAUCUACCACCCUCCCCUCAACCACGUUACCUCUAAGUACUAUUGUAAGGUUCGUUGACAGUCAAACAGUCGCAGGGGCUUUCGAGCAAGAUCAACCAGGUAAGGGCAGAGGUCGUUUAAGGCCUCGAUCUGGUAUUAUAGGCAUUGGGAAGGGGCGACCUUUUUGGCUGUGAUUCGACAAAAUAAAAUACCUAAUUAAUAAAUCUUUAUCUAUAUAUCUGAUAUGAUUCGGCCCCCCUUUUGAUAUUUCGGUUAGGCCUUCUUGCCUCCCAAAAACUGUACGUAUUUAUCGUUAAAUUUGAUUUUCACAAUACCUAUUUAAUUUGUUUUAAUCUGAUUGAACUACUAAUAACGAAGGUUAUGACUGAUUAAUCUUAAAAAUAGUUGAUUUCUCUAAUGUUUACUAAAUGUUGAUCUUGUUAAUACUCUGAGGUAUUAAAUAUAUCAUUUUCUAACUGUAUUUUUAAUUGUAAUUGCCAUAGAGUAUUUUUCAAACAGGGUAUAUUUAAGGCACUUAUUAAACGUGGCAUGAAUUAAUCAUUUUGAGAGUAAAGCCGGGUCUCCAACAAAAGCUUUUUGAAAAUAUUCAAUAAAAACACAUACUUACACAAAACUGUAUUUUUGUAGCAUGUUUCUUUACACACGCCGUAUACUGCUCACGUGGCUGUCGUUCACAAAAUACACAGGACUAAGUUCCAAACCUACGAUCCAGGUGCAACAAAUGUCGUUGUAAAGUUGCACUCAGAGCGUAGGUUUUGGAACGCGGCCCCAGCUAGCAAGUUGUCCAAAAGUAGCCGAUGAAAAAAUACAAUACCCUGUCCCUCGACCCGUGCGGAAAGAUUUGUGUACGUGUUUUCCAUCAGGCUCGGAAAGAAAAAACUUUGUUGAUGCAAACAAAUAUGUGUUGUGAAACAAAGUUUUGUAUAUACGAUUUUGUUGAAUGUUUAUAUGUUUUUGUUGAUUGUGUAGGGAACACGCGCUGGAGACCCGGCUUAAUGGUUGCACUUGAGACGUAUCAAAGUGAUUCGUUUCCUUAUUCUAUUGCUAUCAGAAUGUAAACGGCAGAAUCAACUUUAUUAUAAUUAAAAACUCAAAUGACGUUUCUGAGUGCCACCAAAAAACCAAUAGGUACUUACAUAAUACCAUCAUCUGGAGGAAUCAUUUUUACCUUAAAGUAUAAUAAAAGUCUGAUAGAAAGUAAUAAGCUUACAAGUAUGUGUAUUGUUUGCGUAAUUUAAGAGUUUGUUCAGUUUAAAGAAACUUACGCCAAAAAAUAUUGUUUAAAAAGGUUAUCUACUUAAUUGUUUACCUUGACACAAUUUCUAGUACACUUGCCAAUUCACAUGCCACACUGAUGUUUUGUUCUUAUUUCAUUGCUAUUAAGUAGUUCUUUCUAUGUUAGAAGGACGAAAAAGUAUGUAGAAGUUUAUUGACGGCUAGAGUGGUUUUGUAAAUUAGCUGGCAUCUUAACACCAUGAUGUAUCUUUAUAAAUGUCUUUUUUGUAUUAUGAAGCAGGUAAUUUCAUGGUCCAGAAUUAGGUAUACCAUUACGAGUGACCUUGGUAUUGUACCUUUUUUCGACUUAUAGCUACUUUUGGUAUGCGAUUUUGUUAAAAUUAAGUUGAUAUAAGAUUAUAAUAUAAGCUUAAUGUAAUUAAGCUAAAAAGAAACCUAUUGUUAUUCUUUUGUUAAAAAAAACUUACAGAUGUUUAUCAUUAACUUGUUGAUUGGUUUAUUAUUAUAAAUAAGUAUUUAGUUUAAAAAAUGAAGACCUUUUUCUACGAAUAA